Molecule: messenger RNA, 1362 nt
Organism: Dictyostelium purpureum
Lineage: Eukaryota; Evosea; Eumycetozoa; Dictyosteliales; Dictyosteliaceae
Source: the annotation of a RefSeq genome assembly
AUGAAGAGUCUUCAAGAAAGAAUAAAGAUUAUUAAGUAUGCAAUUACGAUUUCAAAGAUUUUUAAUUAUUCCUCAAUGUUUGAAGGUCUUAGCGCGCCCUACCCUGCUCAUUUAACUGCUAAGCAAUCUGAACUCGAAGGUAAUUAUCGUACUGUUCAUCAAAGAUUAAUUACUAAUGCUGAAGAAAUUGCCUUCUAUGAUGGUAGUCGUAAAGAAAGACAAAUUAUAAAUUUAUCAUUUGGUGAUAUCUAUAAUCAUACCGGUUAUGUUAGUUACCUUAAGUGCUUAGUUGGAAUUUUUGAUGGAUUUUUAGUUAAAUAUUGUGCAUCAAUUGUUGGUUAUGGUUGUAUGGUAUUACCAAUCUACACUGGUAUCAGAGGUAGUUCAAAUAAAGAUUCAACUGAAUUAACCAAAGAUUAUAUUAGAAAUACUCAAUUAAUGGUUGCUUUAUCACAAGCCAUUGGACAACUUGUAUUAUUAGGUAAUAAGGUAACCUUGAUGGCAGGUUAUACUUCACGUAUUUCAAAGCUCUUAGAAAUGAUCAAACAAAUUAAGGAACGUGGUACAUCACAAUUUACUAUUGUUCACGAAGAUGAAAUUCCAGGUUUAUUAACCAAUAGCAACUCACCAGUUAAUGAAAAAUAUGAUAGCAAUGUCGAUAUGUCAAGCUGGUUAGAAGAAUGGAGAAAGAGAUCAGACCAAACUCGUCUUAUUAAACGUAGUCAAUCCCGUACUACCAAUUCUAAUGCUAACCAAGUUAGUGGAGGUGGUACAUUUGUCGAAGGUGAAUUCAUUAAAUUUGAAAAUGUUUCAAUUGUCUCACCAGAGGGUAAAAUAUUGGUCGAAAAUUUAGAUUUCCAAGUUAUGCCACACCAAAAUGUUAUGAUUACUGGUCCAAAUGGUUCAGGCAAAAGUUCAUUAUUUAGAAUUUUAGGUGAAUUAUGGCCACUUCAUUACGGUACUGUUAUCAAACCAAGAAAAGAAGAUAUCUUAUUUGUACCACAAAAACCAUACCUCGUUUUGGGAACUCUCCGUGAUCAAAUUAUCUAUCCACAUAGCCACGACGAUAUGAAGAGAUUAGGUGUUACCGAUGACGAUCUUCAACAUCUCUUAGCUACCGUCGAUCCAAAUCUUACCAUUAUUAGACAAUGGAGUUGGGGUGACACUAAAGAUUGGUUCACUGCCCUCUCUGGUGGUCAAAAACAACGUAUUGCCAUGGCUCGUCUCUUUUAUCAUCGUCCACAAUAUGCCAUCCUCGAUGAAUGUACUAGUGCUGUAAGUGAUGAAGUUGAAGGUAAAAUCUACGAAACAUGCAAGAAAUUAGGCAUCACCCUUUCACUGUUUCACAUCGUCCACAAUUAA